Molecule: messenger RNA, 1995 nt
Organism: Gymnogyps californianus (California condor)
Lineage: Eukaryota; Metazoa; Chordata; Aves; Accipitriformes; Cathartidae
Gene: NHERF4
Product: NHERF family PDZ scaffold protein 4
Exons: 10
Coding region: 46-1377 (443 amino acids)
Biological process (GO): protein localization to plasma membrane
Cellular component (GO): apical plasma membrane
Molecular function (GO): protein-membrane adaptor activity; signaling receptor binding
Source: RefSeq, a predicted model, not a curated record
CCAGCCAGGGAGGGAGCAGUGCGGCUGGGGAGGAAACACUGGAGUAUGCCCCAGCAGCACAUCCCCUGCGACCUUAUCCACAUGGAGAUGCUUAAUGGUCGGGUGCUACCAAGGCUGUCAAAGGUGCUGGGGCUCGAGGGUGACAAGAAGUCUAUCAUAAAAUUUGAAUUUAACCCCAAAGAUGGGAUUGACAACCCUGCCUUGUCGCUGACUGAGGACAUGGAUGGCGAGGGUGUGGGGGAGCCCCGCUUCUACCUCCUGAGCAAAGGCAGCGCAGAGACCUUUGGCUUCUGCCUCCACGAGGAGCUGGGCUGCCAGGGCCACAUCAUCCGGCAGGUCGAGCUGGGGGGGCUGGCCCAGCGCAGGGGGCUGCAGGACGGGGACCGGCUCCUCCAGGUCAAUGGCCACUUUGUGGACAACAUGGACCACUGCAGGGUGGUGCAGAAGAUCAAGGCCAGCGGGAACCAGGUCCUACUGGCGGUGCUGGAUGGCGACUCCUAUGAAGCAGCCAAAGCCCUGGGCAGGGACCUGUCCCACAUGCUGCCAGCUGACAUCCGCCCACGCCUCUGCCACAUCACACGGGACAGAAGCGGUUUUGGCUUCAGUGUGUCGGGUCUGGAAGGCAUGAAGGGCACCUUCCAGCUGUCGGUGCGGCAGGACGGGCCAGCGGAGAGAGCAGGCGUGCCUCCAGGCUCCUGGCUCCUGGAGCUGAACGGGGCCAGCGUGAGGAGCUACUCGCGUGCGCAGCUCACCAGAAAGCUUAAGCAGAGCGGCAGCAAGGUGACGCUGCUGGUGGCAUCCAGUGCCGUGGAGGAGUUUUACCGCCUGCGGGGCCUGCGGGUCAUGGCUGCCUUGGCGGACACCUCCUGGCUCCCCUUCAGGGUCCGGGAGCUGCACAUGGUGAAGGGUCCGGCUGGCUAUGGGUUUCUGCUCAAGGAGGAUGACUGCAGCUCAGGGGCCACAGGCCAGUUCCUGUGGGACGUGGAUGCAGGGCUGCCAGCUGAGCAGGCAGGGAUGAAGGAAGGGGACCGUCUCCUGGCUGUGAACGGUGAGAGCAUCGAGGGGCUGGACCACCAGCAGACGGUGCUCAGGAUCCGUGCCCGUGAUGAUCAGGUGACGCUGCUGGUCAUCGACCCCGCUGGUGAUGAGUUCUACCAGUCGAUUGGGCUGUCCCCUCUGCUGUUCUUUGAGGACAGUGACCCUGCUUCAGGCUCCUGCACGCCCUCCCUGCCCUCUCCCAGUGGCUCCCCUGGACUCUGUCACAUUGAGGUGGGACCAAAGAGACCUGGCUCCUGGCUAGUGGCUGCUGCCAACAGUAUAGGGAUCACACAGAGCCCACGCCAGGAGGAGCAGAGGAGGCUGCACCAUGCAUUCUAGUGGCCCAGGAGCACCCUGCCUCCAGCCAGGCUCCCCCGCACAGCGCCUUGACUCAGGCCAUGUCCAGCCCAUCGGUGCCCCCUGCCCGGCUCCCCGGAGAGCACAGUGCUGCUCAGCAUGGCCGUUGCACGCACAGCUGCUGUGUCUCCAUGCCUGUGAUGGGGCUCGCAGCAUCGCACCUCCCAGAGACUCAUCUCCACUGACCAAGGCUGGCUCCAAGCUUUUAUUAACCAUGCCGGUGGCUUCUUGUAACCUGAAGACAGACCUGUGUCUUUGCCUGCCCAGCUGCCUCCAGGGAUAUCUAGGGACAUUGCACUGAAGCCCUUGCCCAGCUCCAGGCUCUAGGAGCUCCCAGGAGAGCCAAGGCACUGCCCUCCACGCCAUGACCCUAGGGACUGGGGAGCCUGAGGCUUGGCUCAGCCCAGGGCUGGCCUUUGGGCUGCUGUGUGAAGGGGAAAGGGAGCAGCGGAGGCUGAUGGGGUGCUGGAGGAACCCCCCACCUCUCAGCCUGUUGGCUCAGAUCUGCCCCUGCAUGGACAUCUCUCUUGUGCUCCUCCUCUCAUUCUCCCUGUGAACCUGUGGGCAGUGAGUGUCUGCCACCCAUCACAGCACUGUUCC